AUCAGCCAAAACGCGGAUUUUGGUGCUACCAAACGGGCUUGAGGAGUAUGACUUCUCUCCCUGUUCUUCGGAUUUUCCUGCCUCUGUUACUGUUAUUCGGAUCCUGUUGCUCGACCCGAAUCAGCCUUGGAGUAGACUUGGAAGCCGAUCUGAAUCUGCAGAAAGAUCAGAGAGAGUUCGAUUACUUCAUGCUCUCUCUGGAGUGGCCCGGAACCGAAUGUAACCACACUAAGAAAUGCUGUUCCGCCAAUGGCUGUUGCCGCUCCAACGCGAUUAUUGGAUUCACGAUUCAUGGACUUUGGGCUGAAUAUAAUGGAGGCAAAUCAUGGCCUUCGUGCUGUGAAGGUUCACAAUUUAAUGAAACUGAGAUCUCAAGUUUACUGGAUGAUUUGAAUAAGUACUGGCCAUCUUAUAGAUGUGGUACCUCCAAAACAUGCCAUGCUAGUAAAGGACCAUUUUGGGCUCAUGAGGUUUUUAAACAUGGAACAUGUUCCUAUCCAGUUGUUCAAAAUGAAAAAGAAUACUUCCUGACAGCCCUCAACCUGUACUUCAAAUACAAUGUUACAGAAGCUUUGUUCAGGGCUGGAUAUGUACCCUCAAACUCUGAAAAGUACCCCCUAGAAGGCAUCAUUUCAGCCAUUCAAAAUGCUUUCCAUAUUAACCCAGAAGUUGUUUGCUCUGGUGACGCCUUGGAAGAACUUCGGCUUUGCUUCUAUAAGAACUUCGAGCCGCGUGACUGUGCAACAGAAUCCAGUAGUGUAAGUGCCAAGAUCUCUUUGAAAAGCUCAUCAUGCCCUUCUUAUGUCAGCUUGCCAAUACAUGAUGCAUCACAAUGGCUGGUGAAAAAGGAAGCUGCCAUCUUUCAGUCUACAUGGUAGAGCGCUGAUCAGAGCAUUUAUUGAAGGAGAAGAUAGUUGGAGAGCCUAAUUUGGGAUUUCCUGUGCUUUCCUUUAAUUUUAUGGCCAACUGAUCCUUGAAAUGCAAACUCUUGCAAUGAUUGUUGUAAAAUAAUAAACGAGUCAAAGUUUCAGCCUGAAACUACCAUUUCAAACUAACUAAAUGUCUAAAUAAAAUAUCCUGCAGACUGCAAAUUCAAAUGACAUAAUUUGUUGAUUAUCGAAGGGACAAUGUAUUGAUCAUUUAGUUAUACUUUUUUUAUAAUGGGAA
Messenger RNA from Cuscuta epithymum, 1167 nucleotides. Lineage: Eukaryota; Viridiplantae; Streptophyta; Magnoliopsida; Solanales; Convolvulaceae. The record is from the annotation of a GenBank genome assembly.